AUGGCCAUUCCCUCCACCCAGACAGCCGCGGUGCUUCCUCCGGCCGGUGCAACGGCAAGUGCAAGCCUACAAAUCAGACAUGACCACCCCGUACCUUCGCCCGCAGAAGGAGAACUGCUUGUCAAGUUGGAAUACUCGGGAUUGUGUCACUCGGAUGUGCACAGCGUUCGCGGGGAAACGCCAAUGUUGACCGACGUGGCGGGGCAUGAGGGGGUGGGGAAAGUGGUCGAAGUUGGGUCCGGUCUCAACAAACAGGACUGGAUUGGUAAGAGAGUUGGCAUCAGAUGGCUUUACAGCUCUUGUUUGAACUGCGAGAUUUGCGCCAUCAACAAUACGGCAUGUCCGUAUCAGAAGAAUGCCGGGGCUAAUGUGCCCGGCACUUUCCAGCAAUAUCUCGUUAGUCCGGCAGUUCAUGUGACAAAGAUUCCCUCCCAGCUGGAACCAGAUGUGGCUGCUCCGCUUCUAUGCGCGGGUAUUGCCAUGUACUCAUCAAUCAUGAAGACCAAAACUCGCCCGGGUGACUGGCUCGUUCUUCCCGGAGCUGGAGGAGGCCUAGGGCAUAUGGGAAUCCAGAUUGCCGCCAAGAAAGGACUCAAAGUGAUUGCAGUGGACAGCGGAGAGAAAAAGAAGCAACUCUGUCUUUCGUUAGGGGCAGCGAGCUUUCUGGACUACAAAGUGGACGAUAUCGAGGCGGAGGUGAAGAAGCUCACCUCGGGCUUGGGUGCCCAUGCUGUCAUUUGUACCGCAAACAGCGAACCGGCCUAUAUCCAGAGUAUGCGGCUGCUUCGUCGUCUGGGGGUUCUUGUCUGCGUCGGUAUACCCAGCGUGCCAUUCCGACUCCCUGCAACGCCAUUUGAUAUGAUUGUCAAGGGUCUGACGAUCAUUGGAAACUCCGCGGGUACAGCGAAAGAAAUGGACGAAUUGAUGGAAAUGGCUGUAGCCGGGGACGUGACCGCGCAUAUUGAAUGUUUCGAAUUCGACAAAAUCGACGAGGUAUUGCAGCGCCUGGGGCGCUCUGAGAUUGAGGGUCGAGCGGUGGUGAAGAUCCCCUAG
Aspergillus melleus is the source of this 1053-nucleotide messenger RNA. RefSeq names its product zinc-dependent alcohol dehydrogenase. The transcript has 9 exons. Gene Ontology annotation, molecular function: oxidoreductase activity. Lineage: Eukaryota; Fungi; Ascomycota; Eurotiomycetes; Eurotiales; Aspergillaceae. The record is from RefSeq and is a predicted model, not a curated record. The coding region runs from base 1 to 1053 and encodes 350 amino acids.